This is a messenger RNA of Cuscuta epithymum, 3105 nucleotides long. The record is from the annotation of a GenBank genome assembly. NCBI's taxonomy places the organism in Eukaryota, Viridiplantae, Streptophyta, Magnoliopsida, Solanales, Convolvulaceae.
ACGAUGAAGAAGGAAGAUGAAUACAAAAUAUUUCAAUAAAAAUAAAAAAAUUAUUCAAUUUAAUUGUUGGCAUGAUUAUUCAAUUUGACAUAGAAAUAUCACAUGAGUACGGGGUACGGAGUUAGGCGAUGUAUCAUCAACUUUGUUCUCAGAGCACUCACAGACCCACGUUUAUAGACGGCCAUGAAUUUGGUGCCCAAGCUCUCACUCAUAUACACUACCAGGUUAACCGCAAUCCAACCCGUCAAUAAAUCUAAUUUUCUAUCAGUUUAUACGUAUUUACGAAGUCAAUCCAGUUUUUCCCUGCAACCCAACCCCGUCAAUAUGUUCACUCAAUAUGUUUUUAAUUAAAACUUCAAUUAUUAUUUUUUAACUUUAUAUAUGCAAUAUUGAUGUCAUUUGAAAGAUCAUAAAAAGUUAUGAAAUUGGGUAUAUUUUUUAUAAAAUUUCGACUAUAAAUAAAAAAGUUAUAACCAUUUAAAUAAAAGAUUGUUUUAUUUUAUCUUCAGUCCCACAUCCUGCUGCUCUCCCUUGAUGCAACAUGCGCUGCCUUCGAUGCUCUCUCUUUUGUUCGCAGGAGUCGAUAUGGGGCAUAGUUGUCCCUCCCAUGGGUUUUCCAUACUCCCUGUGGCUUAAUUGGGGUGAAUAGCUCAAAUUUGGGGCUUUCACCCCACCGGUUGCGGACAGCCGUGAACGGAGUAUUUUACUGCCAAGUUUGAAUUCUGGUACUAAAACAGAAUACAAACACGUCAAUUUUAUUUGGGAAUUUUGAAACAUUUUUAACUUAUUUUGGGUAAUAUUCUUGUUUUAUUUCUUAUUCUCUUUUAAGUCUUAACGGUUUGUUUCAGAAUCUUCAAAUUCCUCUCUCUCUUCCUAUUUCUUAAUUACUCUGUGGGCUAACUAAGCACAUUCACUUUGCUGCUAUUUCACAGCCCUCGAAUUUCUGAAAAAUCAUAUCCCUCCUCUCAUUCUAAGGUCGGUUGUAGUAUAUGGUUAUGGAUCAUCGGCUCAGAAGCUUGCCUAACUCCUCCAUGAACAGUUUCAAGUAGGAUAAUCAGAUCAUUUUCUCUACCUUUAAACCAUCAGUGGACAUUCCAGACAGUUACAAGAAUGCCCUUUCAAUGGCACAACCUCCUAACCCAGGUACUCAUGCUCCUGCUUUGGACUCUGAUCCCGUGCUGGAUUACAUUAGCCAGAUGCUACUAGAGGAGGAGAGCAUUGAUGGGAACAAUCACAACAUGUUCAUUGAUCCCAGUGCUCUUAUAGCUGCUGAGAAUGCCUUUUACGAAGCCUUGCAUGAGAACCCUUCCCCGCCUAUUAUUCACAGCAAUCCUGGAAGCUCUUGCGGGUAUGGUGUUGAUCCAGGAGAACCCGAAUCAUGUGUGGCAAGUGAGCCUCCCCCUGAUCUCCCCAUCCAAUUAUCAUCAGAUGUGUCAAACGGUUCUCUAUGUAGCUUUGACGAUAGUGAGUCCUUAUCUGAAUUCAUGAGAGGUGUGGCAGAAGCUAGUGUGUUCCUUCAAGCUGCCCGUAAUCAGCGGGUCAAUGAUGAUUUGGAGAAAUAUGAGGAAUCACUGAGAGAUGUUGAUGUCACCAAGGUACAGAAGUACCAUUCAGUGGACUCGAACCGUCGAGGAAAGAAGCAUUAUUAUCAUCCAGAAGAAAGUGGUGUGGAAGAAGAAAGGAGCAGCAAACAGUCUGCAGUAUGUAAGGAAGAGGUUGAGUUAUCAGAGGUUUUUGAUAAGGUUUUGCUGUGUGCUGAAGAUGAUGGUGGUGGGGAUAAAGAUUCUCCAUCUGGAGUGAGACAAAAAGGGCGAAGUGGUCGCCGCCAUCUAAAGAAACAGGGAGUUAAUUGUGAAAUUGUCGAUCUGGUGUCUCUUUUAAUCGGUUGCGCACAAUCUAUUGCUGCCACUGAUUAUAGGAGUGCAGAAGAUCAAUUAAAGGAGAUCAGGCAGCACUCUUCUUCUACAGGUGACUCCAAUCAAAAAGUGGCUCAUGUGUUUGCUAACAGUCUGGAGGCACGUUUGGCUGGAACUGGGUCACAAUCAUAUAAAGCUUUAUCUGGUAAUGACCUCAUAGUCCCAGAGCUGCUAAAGUCCUACAUGUCACCUAUGCCAUUUAUGAGAAUGGGACUUUUCUUUGCAAAUAAAAUGAUUUGUGAAGUAGCGUCCAAAGGUGUGUCACUGCACGUUAUAGACUUUGGGAUUCUCUAUGGUAUCCAGUGGCCCACUCUUAUCCGAGAUCUUUCUCAAAGACGUGGUGGCCCUCCUAAACUUCGAAUAACAGGAAUUGAGCUUCCCCAACCCGGUUUUCGUCCAGAGAAGAUGGUAGAAGAUACAGGUUCCCGCUUGGCAAAAUGCUGCCAGCGUUACGGUGUGCCGUUCGAGUACAAUGCGAUAACAAGGCAUAACUGGGAGACUAUUAAAGUUGAUGAUUUAAAGCUUUUGAAUGAUGAGGUGGUUGCUGUUAACUGUUUUCUUCGAUUUGAGUACCUGUUGGAUGAGACAGUAGUUACCAACAGCCAUAGGGAUGCAGUUUUAAAAUUAAUACGGGAAGUAAGUCCUCAUAUAUAUGUCCAAGCAACGAAUAAUGGACCCCACAGCUCUCCUUUCUUUGUCAUGUGUCAGGCUAUUAUGCCACUCCAUGAUCCACUCCAUGAUCAUGAUAGAUUGAAUUUUGAACAAAUUAUAGGACGGGAUAUAAUGAAUAUCGUAGCAUGUGAGGGCAUGGAAAGAUUGUUGAGGCCUGAAACAUGCAAGCAGUGGCAUUCUCGCAUUUUGAGUGAGGGCUGGCUUUAAGCCGAUGCCCCUAAAACCUAAACUCGUGAAGGAGUUGAGACGAAAGGUGAGGACAGGAUAUCACAAAGAUUUUGUGAUUAUGGACGAGGGUAACUGGAUAUUGCAGGGGUGGAAAGGUCGGAUUUUUGGCGGCAGCUCUUGUUGGGUUACUGCUGAUAAUUUAACAACUUCUGGUAGCAACUGCAGUUAGUAAAUAUCACUGCUUUGCCUCAUUAUAGUAGGGCUUGGCAAAACGAUUUGAUUGAGCCGAACCAAAUUGAAAAUUGGUUGUUUGGUUUGGUUUGGGGCAAUGAAGUAAACCAUUUUGUAA